Notothenia coriiceps (black rockcod) is the source of this 429-nucleotide messenger RNA. RefSeq names its product methylglutaconyl-CoA hydratase, mitochondrial-like. The record is from RefSeq and is a predicted model, not a curated record. Gene Ontology annotation, cellular component: mitochondrion. Gene Ontology annotation, biological process: fatty acid beta-oxidation. Lineage: Eukaryota; Metazoa; Chordata; Actinopteri; Perciformes; Nototheniidae. Gene Ontology annotation, molecular function: enoyl-CoA hydratase activity. The annotation marks the transcript as partial. The transcript has 3 exons.
AUGCUACAGACUCCCUGUCACGUGACGCCACCACGUGACUGUGUCAAAGUUGAAAGUCAAACACAACACUGCAGCUCUUCUUCAGCAUGGCGGUGCAAGCAGGACACCGAGCCCUGCUGCAAGGUGUGUGCCGGUUGGUAGGAGCCUCCUCCGGCUGCAGAACACAUGUCUGCUCCGGUACCGGGUGGCUCUCUUCUGUCCCGGGGACACGACACUACAGCUCGGACCCGAAGGAGGACCUCCUAGUGAGGCACUUGGAAGGAGAGGACUCCGGUAUUGUUGUCGUUGGGAUAAAUCGACCAAAAGCAAAAAAUGCCAUAAGCAAGAAUCUGGUCAAUAUGAUGCUUGAGGCCGUGGAGGAUAUCAGGAAGAAUAACAAGGUGCGCAGCGUCAUCAUCUGCAGUCUGGUUCCUGGGAUCUUCUGUGCAG